AUGGAACAACUAGACAUUUGGUUUGGAAUAACAGCCUCCCUUACCAUGUGUGCAGACAACUCCACCCUGUUGGAGGCGGUUCUCUACGGCCAUCCACCAUGCGAUGGCUGGACCAACAACACAGAGGGGGCCUUCUACCACCUGGGCAACACCGUCUUGUUCCUGGGGUACAUGGGAGGCAGCGGCGCCUAUGGCUGCCUGUUCAUAUUUGGUUUCCAGAUGCUUGCCUUCACCUGCCUGGCCCUGUGGGGCUGGAUGACCAUGUGUGGGGUGGACGUGUUUUCCUGGAACUUGCUACUGCUAGUGGCCUGUGUGCUCCAGAUCUGCCACCUCAUAUACAGGCUGCAACAGGAUGGCCUGACCAGCGAGGAGCUGUCGGCCCUCUACUCAGCCGUCUACCGGCCCAUGGACGUUCCCGUACAGGUGUUCCAAGACAUUGUGGGUGCCUGUGAGAACAGUGCUGCCACUAGGGGUAGUGGAGAUGUACACGUGGAGGGCAAGACACCCAUCGAGUGAGGGAAAAGUGUAAGUCCCAAUUCCAAUGUUCAUUCGUGGUAGUAUGCUACUGUAGAUAUUGGAAAAGACCAGAGUCUUGUUUUAGUUAAGUUGCUGGAGUAACAGUAAAUUGUAAUUUAGUUAAAUUACUGAUGUCAGAUUGCAAUUGUCAUGUUGUAGUGAGUGUUCCUAGUUAAUGUUCUGAGUGAGGUUAGUGUUCUAUUCCCCGCUUAGCGUUUUAUCUCUCUUGAUCUGUCUCUCCAACAACGACAACGACAAUGACCCAGACUAGGGCUCAUUGAAACCUGAGAGAGAGAUAUUACUUACCAACGAUAUAAUUAAACACGGAACACUUUCAAGAGGUCAUGUGUCCUAAGCAGUGACUCCGUUGCUUGUUGGCUAAGAUCGAAUUUAGUGUGUGUAUCAAGUGUGUGUCUGUUGGGAUUGGGAAGGUGUGGUUAAAAUAUCCAAGCCCCAGACGUUGUAAAAUACAGAGUAUUCGUGUCACUGACCCACUGUAGUGUAGUUGCUCCCCUUAGUGGCAGGGUGCCAGAUCUGGGUCAAAUACAUCAUGUCAAAUACUUUUAUUUUCAAGUAUUUGAGGUGUGCUUGAUUUAGCUCAUUUGGGACUAUUCCAUUGGUUCCAUUGUACCAGGCAAAUUAAAUUAAGUGCUGUUCAAUUAAUUUAAAGUAUGUGAUGUAUUUGACCCAGGUCUGGUGGCUGCUGCUAAGUUGUUGGGAUAGCUUUAUAUUUGGUGCUCUCCUGAGGUUGUGUACCAACACAGUAAACAAAUCCCCCUAUACGACCUCUAAAAUUAAAUGUUCAUACACUGGGAUAGCUAACUAUCGUACGCAAAUAAUGUUUGGUGUCAUAAGAUGACGUCUGUUUAUGCCAUUUUUAUGACUAACAAUUCCAAGUUUCACUGACUUCAAACGAAUGCCAUGAACAUGAAGUCAUACCUGAAAGAGCACUGAGGGAAUGUCUGUGACUUAUAAACCAAGAAUAUAUGUUUUUCUCUCUGUCUGUGUUUAACUUGGAUCAGGACAGAGAUAUUCAUGUUAACUUGUAUUCAUGUUAACUUGUUUCAAGGUUUUGGAUCAAGCCUAGUUAUGUGCAUCUUCUCUCUCUCUCUCUCUCUCUCUUCUCUCAUUAUCACCUAUCCAUGCUUUCUCCCCUCUUCUCUCUUACUAACCUUGUCCUUUCCUGCUCUCCUUGGUAGGAUCCGUGUGUCUCUGGAUGGACAGUUCCUCCAUUACAUCUUCCCCCACAAGUUCAUGGACUCUCCUGAGUGGGAGUCUCUCCAACCCAAUGAAGAGGGGAACUUUCAGGUACUGGACAGAUGCUCGUCAUUCAUUCAUCCAGUCAUUCAUUAAUUUAUGAACAUUUAGCCUUUCCCUUCACUCUCACCCCUGACCAUCUAUCCCCCUGAACCCCAGAUGACCCUGACGGCGGAGAUGGACUGCCGCUACAUCUCAUGGCGCCGGCGCCGCCUUUACAUGCUUCUGUCCAAGGAACGCUACAUUGCCCGCCUCUUCUCUGUCAUGCUGGGCAGCGACAUCGCCGACAAGCUCUACUCACUCAACGACAAGCUCUUCGCCAAGAGCGGCGUGCGCCUCGACAUCCGCCUGCCCAGCCUCUACCAGGUCCUGGCCCCCUCCUCCCCAGGCAACGAGGGGGAGGUCUGUAACGGCAGUGGUAGUGGGAGUGCCAGGGACCAGGUAGCCCCAGUGAAGCAGAUAGAGCAUGGCGUUUGCAACGCCAGGGUUGUGGGUUCGUUUCCCACAGGGGGUAUGAAAAAAAAUGAAAUAAUGUAAGUCGCUCUGGAUAAGAGCGUCUGCUAAAUGACGUAAAAUGUAAAUGAAGCAGCAGUGGUGGAUGUGGACCCGGUGCCAGAUCCGAGAGAAGAUCCCCCACCCCGUCAGCGCCAACCUCCCACCAACCCUCCCAGCGCCAGCCCUCAGACAUGGAGAUGCCCUCUGGUGAGGACUCUACCAGCCUGGUCCUGGAGGACUUUGCGGAUAUGACCGGGUCCUUAAUGGAUUAUGGGAGUGAGAGGGAUUAUUUGAGGUAGAAGGCAGGUUGCUGGAGCUAACACACUGGGCCACUACUUAAGAUAUACAGUGAGCUCCAUAAUUCACUGGACAGUGACCAUUCUUUUGUUAUUUUGGUUCUGUACUCUAGCACUUUGAGUUUGAAAGGAUACAAUGACAAUGAGGGUGAAGUGCAGACUGUCAGCUUUAAUUUGAGGGUAUUUUCAUACAUAUCGGAUGAACCGUUUACGAAUUAUAGAAGCUUUUGUACAUGGUCCCCCCCAUUUUCGGGCAUCAAAAAUCAUUGGACAGUUUAACAUAAUGUAGAAUAAAGUAAUCAUUGUUAAUAUUUGGUCGCAUAUCCUUUGCAUGCAAUGACUGCUUGAAGUCUGCGAUGCAUCGCCAUCACCAGAUGCUGGGUAUCUUCCCUGGUGAUGCUCUGCCAGGCCUGUACUGCAGCCAUCUUCAGUUCCUGCUUGUUUCGGGGACUUAUUGCCUUAAGUCUCCUCUUCAGCAUGUAAAAUGCAUGUUCAAUUGGAUUCAGAUCUGGUGAUUGACUCGGCCAGUCAAGGUUUUUCCACUUUUUGGCCAUCAAAAACCCCUUUGUUGCUCUAGCAGUAUGUUUAGGGUCAUUGUCUUGUUGCGUGAUUAAGUGCCGUCCAAUGAGUUUGGAGGCAUUUGGUUUUAUCUGAGCAGAUAAAAUAUUUCUGUAGACUUCAGAAUUCAUUGUUCUACUUCUGUCUGCAGUCACAUCAUCGAUGAAGACAAGUGAGCCUGUUCCACUGGCAGCCAUACAGGCCCAAGCCAUAACACCCCCUCCACCAUGUUUCAUGGAUGAGGUGGUAUGCUUUGGAUCAUGGGCAUUUCUUUUUUUCUCCACACUUUUGUCUUUCCAUCACUCUGGUACAUGUUAAUCUUUGUCUCAUCUGUCCACAAUAUUUUUUUCCAGAACUCUUGGGGUUCUUUUAGGUGCUUUUUAGCAAACUGUAAUCUUGCCUUUCUGUUCUUCAGGCUUAUCAGUGGUUUGCAUCUUGUAGUGUACCCUCUGUAGUCCUGCUGGUGUAGUCUUCUGCGUAUGGUAGACUUUGACACAUCUACACCUGCAUCCAGGAGAGUGUUUUUGAUCUGUUGGGCUGUUAUCAGGGGUUUUUUCUUCACCAUAGAGAGUAUUCUCCGGUCAUCCACUACAGUGGUCUUCCUCUGUCUACCGGGUCUUUUGACAUAAUUGAGUUCACCGGUUGUUUUUUUCUUGUUAAUGAUGAACAAAACUGUUGACUUGGGCAUGGCCAGGGUUUUUGCAAUGUUCCUGAAUGAUUGAUUUUCAUUUCUGAGCCUUAUGACGGCCAACUUCAUUUGCAUCGACACUGCUGUCUUCCUCAUGUUGUCACACCCCAAUAACAACCUCCAAAGGCAAUAGCAACGUCUAGAAUCAUUACUAUUCAUCAACAGCUCUCCUGCAUUCACUAACGACACAAAUGAAUACACCUGCCUAACGACACACAUCUGUGAAGCCAAUUUAACAAAUACUUGUAGUACCUUAAAAUGGGGGGACCAUGUACAAAAGGUGCUGUCAUUUCUAAACGGUUCAUCCGAUAUGUAUGAAAAUACCCUCAAAUUAAAGCUGACAGUCUGCACUUCACGCUCAUUGUCAUUGUAUCCUUUCAAACUCAAAGUGCUAGAGUACAGAACCAAAAUAACAAAACAAUGGUCACUGUCCAAUGAAUUAUGGAGCUCACUGUAUGUAAGUACACCUGUGUGCAGUGAGAGAGUGGGCUGGGCGGGGGGUUGCGUGUGUGUUUUGCUUGCUGUGUCCACACUCACUAAUCCAGCUUUGAACAGGCCAGGCCAUGUUGUAAAGAACCUAAUUUCACUUUGCAAUGAUUUGAGUGAUUUUCAGUUUUUGUUAUCUGACAUAUUCAAUCUAUUUUAUGCAGAGGCUAUGCACUGCUUGCUCUUUCGCCUUCUAAAAUUAUAUGAAAGUCGAGAGAGUGAGUUAGUAAAAUCGAUAUUUCUUUGUAAAAACUAAUGAGCCUGAGAGGAAAAACAUUGGAUUGAUCAAAGAGUUGGCAGAACUGGGACACCUCGCCUCAUGGGUACCCACCCAACCCCGAAGGCCUCUCUGUCUCUAGUUUCUAAAGUUUACGGCAAACUUUUAAUUUGGCUCUAUACUCCAGCAUUUUCGAUUUGAGAUCAAACGUUUUAUGAGGUGACAGUACAGAAUGUCACCUUUUAUUUGAGGGUAUUUUCAUAAAUAUCAAUUUUACCGUUUAGAAAUGAAAGCACUUUAUGUAUCUAGUCCCCCCAUUCGAAGGUGUCAUACGUAUUUAGACAAAUCCACUUAUAGUGUAUUAAAUGUGGUCCCAUAUUCCUAUAGCACGCAAUGACUACAUCAAGCUCAUAACCCUACAAACUUGUUGGCUGCAUCUGCAGUUUGUUUUGGUUGUUUUUGGAUUAUCUUGUGCCCAAUAGAAAUGAAUGGUAAAUAAUGUUGUCACUUUUAUUGUAAAUAAGAAUAGAAUAUGUUUCUGAACACCUCUACAUUAAUGUGGAUGCUACCAUGAUUACGGAUAAUCAUGAAUGAAUCGUGAAUAAUGGUGAGUGAGAAAGUUAGAGGCAUACAGUGCCUUCAGAAAGUAUUCAUACAUUUUGUGACAGCCUGAAUUUUGUGACAGCUUCACCUGGAAUGCUUUUCCAACAGUCUUGCGGUCCGACUCAUCCCAAACCAUCUAAAUUGGGUUGAGGUCAGGGGAUUUUGGAGGCCAGGUCAUCUGAUGCAGCACUCCAUCACUCUCCUUCUUGGUAAAAUAGCCCUUACACAGCCUGGAGGUGUGUUGGGUCAUUGUUCUGUUGAAAAACAAAUGAUAGUCCCACUAAGCCCAAACAAGAUGGGAUGGCGUAUCGCUGCAGAAUGCUGCGGUAGCCAUGCUGGUUAAGUGUGCCUUGAAUUCUAAAUAAAUCACAGACAGUGUUACCAGCAAUGCACCCCUCACCAUAACACCACCUCCAUGCUUUAUGGUGGGAAAUACACAUGCGGAGAUCAUCCGUUCUUCUUCUUAUUGGUGUCCUUUAGUAGUGGUUUCUUUGCAGUAAUUCGACCAUGAAGGCCUGAUUCACACAGUCCCCUCUGAACAGUUGAUGUUGUGAUGUGUCGGUGACUUGAACUCUGUGAAGCAUUUAUUUGGGCUGCAAUUUCUGAGGCUGGUAACUCUAAUGAACUUAUCCUCUGCAGCAGAGGUAGCUCUGGGUCUUCCAUUCCUGUGGUGGUCCUUAUGAGAGCCAGUUUCAUCAUAGCGCUUGAUGUUCUUUGCGACUGCACUUGAAGAAACUUUCAAAGUUCUUGAAAUGUUCCGUAUUGAUUGACCUUCGUGUCUUAAAGUAAUGAAGGACUGUCAUUUCUCGUUGCUUAUUUGAGCUGUUCUUGCCAUAAUAUGGACAUGGUCUUUUACCAAAUAGGGUUAUCUUCUGUAUACCCCCCUACCUUGUCGCAACACAACUGAUUGGCUCAAAUACAUUAAGAAGGAAAGAAAUUCCACAAAUGAGCUUUUAAGAAGGCACACCUGUUAAUUGAAAUGCAUUCCAGGUGACUACCUCAUGAAGCUGGUUGAGAGAAUGCCAAGAGUGUGCAAAGCUGUCAUCAAGGCAAAGGGUGGCUAUUUGAAGAAUCUCAAAUAUAAAAUAUAUAUGUUUAACACUAUUUUUGGUUACUACGUGAUUCCAUAUGUGUUAUUUCAUAGUUUUGAUGUCUUCACUAUUAUUCUACAAUGUAGAAAAUAGUAAAAAUAUGAGUAGGUGUAUCCAAGCUUUUGACUGGUACUGUAUGUAAAUGAGAUAUUUCUGUAUUUCAUUUUCAGUACAUUUUCUUCAAACAUUUCUAAAAACAUGUUUUCACUUUGUUAUUUUAGGGUAUUGUGUGUAGAUGGGUGAAAUAUAUAUAUAUAUUUGUCCAAAUACAGUGGGGAGAACAAGUAUUUGAUACACUGCAGAUUUUGCAGGUUUUCCUACUUACAAAGCAUGUAGAGGUCUGUAAUUUGUAUCAUAGGUACACUUCAACUGUGAGAGACGGAAUCUAAAACAAAAAUCCAGAAAAUCACAUUGUAUGAUUUUUAAGUAAUUAAUUUGCAUUUUAUUGCAUGACAUAAGUAUUUGAUACAUCAGAAAAGCAGAACUUAAUAUUUGGUACAGAAACCUUUGUUUGCAAUUACAGAGAUCAUACGUUUCCUGUAGGUCUUGACCAGGUUUGCACACACUGUAGCAGGGAUUUUGGCCCACUCCUCCAUACAGACCUUCUCCAGAUCCUUUAGGUUUCGGGGCUGUCACUGGGCAAUACGGACUUUCAGCUCCCUCCAAAGAUUUUCUAUUGGGUUCAGGUCUGGAGACUGGCUAGGCCACUCCAGGACCUUGAGAUGCUUCUUACGGAGCCACUCCUUAGUUGUGUUUCGGGUCGUUGUCAUGCUGGAAGACCCAGCCACGACCCAUCUUCAAUGCUCUUACUGAGGGAAGGAGGUUGUUGGCCAAGAUCUCGCGAUACAUGGCCCCAUCCAUCCUCCCCUCAAUAUGGCGCAGUCGUCCUGUCCCCUUUGCAGAAAAGUAUCCCCAAAGAAUGAUGUUUCCACCUCCAUGCUUCACGGUUGGGAUGGUGUUCUUGGGGUUGUACUCAUCCUUCUUCUUCCUCCAAACACGGCAAGUGGAGUUUAGACCAAAAAGCUCUAUUUUUGUCUCAUCAGACCACAUGACCUUCUCCCAUUCCUCCUCUGGAUCAUCCAGAUGGUCAUUGGCAAACUUCAGACGGGCCUGGACAUGCGCUGGCUUGAGCAGGGGGACCUUGCGUGCACUGCAGGAUUUUAAUCCAUGACAGCGUAGUGUGUUACUAAUGGUUUUCUUUGAGACUGUGGUCCCAGCUCUCUUCAGGUCAUUGACCAGGUCCUGCCGUGUAGUUCUGGGCUGAUCCCUCACCUUCCUCAUGAUCAUUGAUGCCCCACGAGGUGAGAUCUUGCAUGGAGCCCCAGACCGAGGUUGAUUGACCGUCAUCUUGAACUUCUUCCAUUUUCUAAUAAUUGCGCCAACAGUUGUUGCCUUCUCACCAAGCUGCUUGCCUAUUGUCCUGUAGCCCAUCCCAGCCUUGUGCAGGUCUACAAUUUUAUCCCUGAUGUCCUUACACAGCUCUCUGGUCUUGGCCAUUGUGGAGAGGUUGGAGUCUGUUUGAUUGAGUGUGUGGACAGGUGUCUUUUAUACAGGUAACGAGUUCAAACAGGUGCAGUUAAUACGGGUAAUGAGUGGAGAACAGUAGGGCUUCUUAAAGAAAAACUAACAAGUCUGAGAGCCGGAAUUCUUACUGGUUGGUAGGUGAUCAAAUACUUAUGUCAUGCAAUAAAAUGCAAAUUAAUUACUUAAAAAUCAUACAAUGUGAUUUUCUGGAUUUUUGUUUUAGAUUCCAUCUCUCACUGUUGAAGUGUACCUAUGAUAAAAAUUACAGACCUCUACAUGCUUUGUAAGUAGGAAAACCUGCAAAAUCGGCAGUGUAUCAAAUACUUGUUUUCCCCACUGUGUGUGUGUAUAUAUAUAUAUAUAUAUAUAUAUAUAUAUAUAUAUAUAUAUAUAUAUAUAUAUAUAUAUACAUAUAGUCCCCUGUUAUUGGGUAAUGGUGAGAGGUUAGCAUGUUUUGCUUCAAUAAAAGUGACACAAUACAUUAUUUACCAUUCAUUUCUAUUGUGCACAACAUAAUCUGAAACACAACCAAAACAAGCUGCAAAUGCAUCCAAGUUUGUAGAGUCACAUGCUUGAUGUAGUCAUUGCGUGCUAGGAAUAUGGGACCAAAUACUAAACUUUUGACUAAAUUUAAUACACUAUAAGUGAAUUUGUCCAAAUACUUAUGACACCUUCAAAUCGGGGGACUAGAUUCAUAAAGUGCUGUAAUUUCUAAACGGUAAAACCGAUACAUAUGAAAAUACCCUCAAAUAGAAGGUGACAUUCUGUACGGUCGCCUCGUACAGUGCAUUCGGAAAGUAUUCAGACCGCUUGACUUUUUCCACAUUUUGUUACGUUACAGCCUUAUUAUAAAAUUGAUUAAAUAAUUGUUUUUCCUCAUCAAUCUACACACAAUACCCCAUAAUGAAAAGUGAAAACAGGUUUAUAGAAAUGUUUGCAAAUGUAUUAAAAAAUAAAAAACAGAAAAACCUUAUUUACGUAAGUAUUCAGACCCUUUGCUAUGAGACUCGAAAUUGAGCUCAGGUGCAUCCUGUUUCCAUUGAUCAUCCUUGAGAUGUUUCUACAACUUGAUUGGAGUCCACUUGUUGUAAAUUAAAUUGAUUGGACAUGAUUUGGAAAGCCACACACCUGUCUAUAUAAGGUCCCACAGUUGACAGUGCAUGUCAGAGCAAAAACCAAGCCAUGAGGUCGAAGGAAUUAGAGCCCUGAGACAGGAUUGUGCCGAGGCACAGAUCUGGGGAAGGGUACCAAAACAUUUCUGCAGCAUUGAAGGUCCCCAAGAACACAGUGGCCUCCAUCAUUCUUAAAUGGAAGAAGUUUGGAACCACCAAGACUCUUCCUAGAGCUGGACGCCUGGCCAAACUGAACAAUGGGGAGAGAAGGGCCUUGGUCAGGGAGGUGAUCAAGAACCCAAUGGUCACUCUGACAGAGUUCCUCUGUGGAGAUGGGAGAACCUUCCAGAAGGACAACCAUCUCUGCAGCACUCCACCAAUCAGGCCUUUAUGGUAGAGUGGCCAGACGGAAGCCACUCCUCAGUAAAAGGCACAUGACAGCCCACUUGGAGUUUGGCAAAAGGCACCUAAAGGACUCUCAGACCAUGAGAAACCAAGAUUGAACUCUUUGGCCAGAAUGCCAAGCGUAACGUCUGGAGGAAACCUGGCACCAUCCCUACGGUGAAGCAUAGUGGUGGCAGCAUCAACCUGCUCCAGAGCUCUCAUGACCUCAGACUGGGGCGAACGUUCACCUUCCAACAGGACAACAACCCUAAGCACACAGCCAAGACAACGCAGGAGUGGCUUUUGGACAAGUCUCUGAAUGUCCUUGAGUGGCCCAGCCAGAGCCUUGAACCCGAUCAAACAUUUCUGGAGACACCUGAAAAUAGCUGUGCAGCGAAGCUCCCCAUCCAACCUGACAGAGCUUGAGAGGAUCUGCAGAGAAGAAUGGGAGGAACUCUCCAAAUACAGGUGUUCCAGGCUUGUAGCAUCAUACCCAAGAAGACUCGAGGCUGUAAUCGCUGCCAAAGGUACUUCAACAAAGUACUGAGUAAAUGGUCUGAAUACUUAUGUAAUGUGAUAUUUCCGUUUUAAUUUUUAAUACAUUGGCAAACAUUUCUAAAAAUCUGUUUUUGCUUUGUCAUUAUGAGGUAUUGUGUGUAGAUUGAUUGGGGGAAAAACUAUGUAAUCCAUUUUAGAAUAAGGCUGUAAUGUAACAGAAUGUGGAAAAAGUGAAGGGGUCUGAAUACUUUCCGAAUGCACUGUAUAAAACAUUUGAUCUCAAAUCCAAAAUGCUGGAGUACAGAGCCCAAUUAAAAGUUUGCGCUUCACUGUCCAAAUAAAUACGUAGGGGAGAGUAUAUUGCAGCUUGUCCCUCAUUCAUCUCCCAGUGUGUGGCCUGCCCUCUUGGUAGCUAAUGUCCUGCUGAGGAUGGGUGUGUUUGUUUACCUACAGUAGGUUAGACUGCCCUUUUCCGCCAGGAUUCAGGCCAUAUGAAAGACAAUUUUGUGCUACAGUUUAUGAAACCGUUUACCUCAGAGUGACCCUGGUAGCUUAUGUUGGUUCAGACAAAUGAGGGUACCAUCUGAAUGUAUGUUGGAGGUUUGUAGUUUGGAACAGGAAGGGGAGACAGCAGGGUGGGGGUGGGAUGCUGGCAGUCAGCUGUGUGUUUUUGUCUGACAAGGAUUAGAGCCUGCUGGAAACUUUUGGGAUAUCCUGGCAGUCAGAGAUCCAGUGCCAUGCACUUAAUCCACGUGCCUGCCCACUGCCCCCUCCCUCUCCCUCGCUAUCCCCAAAUCCUCCCAGAACCAAUUGCGGGACAGACCGUGUUUUGGGCGGAGUGGGGAGAGGGUGUUGGAUUCCAGGAUAGUUGCUGGGUAGAGGGUGGAGGGCACUGACUCUGCUGUCAUUGUAACGGCUUAUGACCUUCAGGUACAGUCUAUGGUCGGUUAGCCAGUGGCUACGGCAAGUAGGGGAAUGAGUGGAGUGAGGUUCGAGAAGGGUGAGGGUUGACAGGGGUGAGGUAUGAUAGGGGUGAGGGAUAUGAGGGAUGUGGGUCAUGUGAAAGCAGAGACCAGACACGCUUAGAGAACAGCUCAUCACUCCACUAUCAUUAACUAGGUUUCCAUCCAAUUGGCGACAGAUUUUCAUGUGAAUAUUGUAAAAUCUGCAUAAAACAAUAUGCGCAUGUUUCCAUCAAGCUGACUUUUUGUGGAUAAAAGGCUGUGCGUAAUAAAUUUAAAAAUACAAGUUAAAUGGGUUUCCAUUGUAUUUUCAUCUCUAGUGAUGGUUUUAUCAAAAAAACUGUUGUGUUAUAUAGCAAAUAUGCCCAUUCUGGUCUUGACACGUGUGCUCUAGCCAACCGCUUGCAGAUACAGUGCGGGUAGGCUACUUACAUGAUGAGAUUAUUUUUAUUUGUCAAAUGGCAGCCAAGCAUGAUCAUCAUGUCACCAGAAUAAGACCCUCGAUUAUUUAUUGGAAAGGACCAUCAAGCUCAUCACCGUCCACCCUCCCACUGGGCAAAAAAUGGUUGAAUCAACAUUGUUUCGACAUCAUUUCAACCCCCCCCCUAAAAAAUAUGAAAUCAAGGUGGAAAACUGAUUGGAUUUGCAAAAAGUCAUGAACAUGAGGGCAUUUUGUAUUUUUUUUCACGCAAUUUUUAAUCCAAUGGUGACAUUUUUUGUUUAUUUCAUGUUGAAUUCACAAAUGUAAAUCAAAACUAGACGUUGAACUGACGUCUGUGCCCAGUGACUUAAAUGUAAGUUCAUCAUAACUGAUUUAAUCUGUAGCCAUUUCUCGCAUAAUUAAAUGUACUUACACAAAAAGAUCCCACCAUGUCGAAUGAACAAAUUGUCUGACAUUUAUAAAAUAUUUCGACAUUUCCUAUUUCCAUCAGCCCGGUUGUGACUUUUUUCAUGUGUCAGGUAAUUAAUUCGCAUGAAAUGGUUGGAUGGAAACCAGGUAAAUGUCACAUCACAGGUCAAUACAUCCCUCACUGUUAACCAGUUCAGGUGUCAGGAAUGUGAGGACUAUGCCUAUGUAAUUUGACCAAUGUGAGCGUUCGUUGUGAGAUCAUCUUGCAACCCUACACUAUACUGUAUUUGAGCUGUAAGGCAUGUACAUAGCAUUUAAGGGAAGAUGAAAUACUCUCUAUACUUGGACAAGGUUAAUAUGAACUGCCUGCCAUUAGGUAGGUUGCCGUAGUAACAGUUCUGCUUGUGUUUCUUGACAGUUCAUGAUAGACCGACCAGUUGUCAAUGACCGGUGUUCUCUGUUGAUUCCACAGGAGAGGAAAACGCUGGGACUGUACCGAUGCGAUACCAGAGAGGGAGAGCUCCUUUGGCCCCCACGGACACCCAUAAGCUGUGA
Messenger RNA from Coregonus sp. 'balchen', 12092 nucleotides. The record is from the annotation of a GenBank genome assembly. Lineage: Eukaryota; Metazoa; Chordata; Actinopteri; Salmoniformes; Salmonidae.